CACAAACCUUCAUUCGCUAAAUUUCCCCACUUACCUAAGACUCCCACAAUUGCCCACGAACUUUUUCUCAACCUGCGACUCGACCAGACAUCCGACGGCAGAACACCAACAAACCCCAUCACGGCCGACGAGAAACCGCAGUCAAGGUGAGACGCCCCCAUGCUGCAAUUCUGCUUUGCCAAUAUCCUAGCUACGAGUCAAUCCUCCAGAAUACGACAGAUUUCUAACUGAUUGCCGUAGAUGGUUGCCAAGCACAUUCCCAUCGUCAAGAAGAAGACGAAGAAGUUCAACCGUCACCAGUCUGACCGGUUCAAGUGCCUUUCUUCAAGCUGGAGGAAGCCUAAGGGUAUUGACAAUGCUGUCCGCCGACGAUUCCGUGGGCGCAUGGCUAUGCCAUCGAUUGGUUAUGGAAGCAACCGCAAGACCCGCCACAUGGCCCCUAACGGCCUGAAGGCCUUCCUUGUCAGCAACACCAAGGACGUUGAGCUGCUGCUGAUGCACAAGGACACCUACGCCGCUGAGAUCGCCCACAACGUGUCCUCAAGAAAGCGAGUCGAUAUCAUUGCCCGAGCCAAGCAAUUGGGAGUCAAGGUCACCAACGCCAAGGCCAAGGUUACAACUGAGAUCUAAAAAAUGGGCGGUUGAUAUGGUGACACUGGAGUUCGGUUUUCUCGUUUUCGGCACUUUGCAUGUAUGGGAAGGAUUCAUACUCUGCGGUCUACGGACGGUUUGAGCUAGCAAUUUCGUGCU
Molecule: messenger RNA, 750 nt
Organism: Xylaria bambusicola
Lineage: Eukaryota; Fungi; Ascomycota; Sordariomycetes; Xylariales; Xylariaceae
Product: ribosomal protein L32e
Exons: 8
Coding region: 241-630 (129 amino acids)
Biological process (GO): translation
Cellular component (GO): ribosome; cytosolic large ribosomal subunit
Molecular function (GO): structural constituent of ribosome
Source: RefSeq, a predicted model, not a curated record